This is a messenger RNA of Zychaea mexicana, 1017 nucleotides long. RefSeq lists its product as uncharacterized. Bases 1 to 1017 code for a protein of 338 amino acids. NCBI's taxonomy places the organism in Eukaryota, Fungi, Mucoromycota, Mucoromycetes, Mucorales, Lichtheimiaceae. The record is from RefSeq and is a predicted model, not a curated record. Gene Ontology annotation, molecular function: Hsp90 protein binding. The transcript has 5 exons.
AUGGCCGACGACAACAAGCAACAAGCCCUUGCCGAAAAGGAUCUCGGUAAUCAAGCUUACAAAAAGCGUCAAUUCGAUGAGGCCUUGUCCCAUUACGAAAAGGCCUGGUCUUUGGACAACACCAACAUUUCCAUUUUGACCAACAAAGCAGCUGUUUUGUUUGAACAAGAAAAGUUUGAGGAAUGUCUCAAGGUUUGUGAGGAAGCUGUUGAGACUGGCCGUGGUGUUCGCGCUGAUUACAAACUUAUUGCACGUGCCCUUCAACGUGCCGGUAACGCAUCCGUCAAGCUGGAUCAACUUGACAACGCUGUCGAAUACUACGAAAAAUCCUUGACGGAACACCGUACGCCAGACACUUUGCAGAAGCUCCGUGAUGCUCAAAAGCUCCAGAAGGAACGCGAAAAGGCCGCCUACCACAACCCUGAAUUGGCUGACAAGGCCCGUGAAGAAGGCAACAAGCUGUUCAAGCAACAAGAUUGGCCCGGUGCUAUUGAACAGUACACUGAAGCCAUCAAGCGUAAUGAUAAAGAUGUGCGCCCUUACUCCAACAGAGCUGUAUGCUACCUCAAAUUGAUGGCUGUCUAUGAGGCCGAAAAGGAUGCAGACAAGUGCAUUGAACUGGAUCCUUCCUUUGUUCGAGGUUAUAUCCGCAAAGCCGCUGUCGAAUUUGCAAAGAAGGAAUACCAAAAGUCGAUCGAUGCGCUCCAACUGGCCCAAGAACAUGAUAAGGAGGGCAAGAGUGCUCGCGAAAUCCAGCAACAACUGCAAAAGGCCUAUACCGCCAUGAACCCCAUGGCUACUGGCGGGGGCGCAGGUGGCGAGGAGUCUCAAGAAGAAGUGUUGAAGCGAGCAGCUCAGGAUCCUGAGGUCCAGCGUAUCCUUGGUGACCCCGUCAUGCAACAAAUUCUUCAGCAAAUGCAGCAGGAUCCCAAGGCUGCACAGGAACACUUGAAGAACCCACAGGUGGCUAGCAACAUUCGCAAGCUGAUGAACGCUGGUAUUCUGCGGGUAGCAUAG